Messenger RNA from Cuscuta europaea, 1842 nucleotides. Lineage: Eukaryota; Viridiplantae; Streptophyta; Magnoliopsida; Solanales; Convolvulaceae. The record is from the annotation of a GenBank genome assembly.
UAUUUGUCCACCCUAAUUUUGAGUCGUAUAUGCCCAUACUAAUCCCAUAUCUCAAGAUUCUCAGCUACUUGAUCUGGCAUCCUAACUACUCGACCUCUCAGUCGCUGAUUUAGUCUCCCUAGAUCUGAGCUGAAUAACAAUAUCAAUUUCAGUUCUGACUUCCAAAGAAGGUUGAAGUUUGAUUAUAGGAGUUCACAACGGUUCGCGGCUUCAUGUGAGCUGGGCUUAUAGGGUAUUAUUGCUUACUUUGUGUUCAAUCAACUAUACAUCUGACCUGGAUUUCGACUACGCAGUGAAACUUUAGGAGGGUAGUUGGAAACAUAGAAUUGAGGUUCCUUCAUUGGCACGAAAUUGCCAAUUUCACACGCUGGUGCUUCUACAAGUUAUUGGAUUGUGAAGGGCUCUUAUGUGCGUUGUACUUUGAAGCUCAAAGGAAACAUCUUUCCUACUUAUUGAGUCGGAAAGUUUUACAGAAUUUGCAAGCAUUGCAUAGCUUCAUGUUAAAAGCUUGAUUUUGUUAAAAUGUUUAUUGAUAUUCUUGAGCAAUUGGAGAUUGAUUAGCUGAAAAAAUGGCACUAAAGCUUCCAGCUGCUGAAGCAGCCAAGACUGCUAUUAAGUCGAUAGGAUGUGGCUAUGAUAUAUCCUUAGACUUGAGGCUUAAAUACUGUAAAGGCGGUCCAUUCAAUAAGCGUCUGAUUGACAUCAACGAGGACAAAUGCCAAGAAAUUGUUCUUCCGGGUGGGAUUUUAAUCCCGAACGUGCCCAAGUCUAUUAAAUGUGAUAAAGGAGAACGCACAAGGUUCCGAUCUGAUGUUCUGUCUUUCCAACAGAUGUCAGAGCACUUCAAUCAGGAAAUAUCUUUGACUGGUAAAAUUCCCACAGGGCUCUUCAAUGCAAUGUUUGAUUUUUCUGGCUGCUGGCAGAAGGAUGCUGCUUGCACAAAAAAUCUUGUUUUUGAUGGUGUUUUCAUCACAUUGUACUCUAUUGCGCUUGAAAAAUCUCAUAUGGUGUUAAGUGAUCAUGUGAAGAAAGAAGUCCCAUCAACAUGGGAUCCUGCAGCAUUAGCAAGGUUCAUUGAGAAAUUUGGUACUCACAUUGUUGUUGGUGUAAAGAUGGGGGGAAAAGAUGUUAUAUAUUCAAAACAACAACGCUCCUCAUCACUUGAACCUGCUGAUGUCCAGAAAAAGUUAAAGGAAAUAGCAGAUAAGAGGUUUUCAGAUACUAACGAACAAUAUAGAUCAGAUUCGGAACAGGUUUCUCAGAAUGACAAGUUUGAAGCUAGGGAGACGCGUCUGAGAUUUGCAGAAGCUAGUGCAUCAAGUUCUUACGUGUACAAGGAGGACAUUGUUAGCAUUUGCAAAAGAAGAGGUGGGAGUGAUUACAGAAACCUAACCCAUAAUGAGUGGUUAAAUACUGUCCAGUUAGAGCCAGAUGCAAUCUCUAUGUCCUUCAUCCCCAUAACAUCACUUCUGAAUGGCAUACCUGGAAGUGGAUUUUUGAGUCAUGCUAUCAAUUUGUACUUGCGCUAUAAACCACCCAUUGAAGAGCUUCACCAAUUUUUGGAAUUUCAGCUUCCAAGGCAAUGGGCACCGGUGUUCAAUGAUCUCCCUCUCGGUCCACAGAGAAGGAAGCAAAGUUCAGCUUCGUUACAGUUUAGUUUUCUUGGUCCAAAGCUGUAUGUAAACACUGUUCCGGUCGAUGUUGGCAAGAGGCCUGUGACCGGCCUUCGGUUGUACCUUGAAGGCAAAAAGAGCAAUUGUUUGGCCAUCCACUUGCAGCACCUCUCGUCUCUUCCUAAUAUAUUCCAACUUCAAGAUGAUCCACAUGGAAACUUCUGCCGAG